GCCGCGCAUCACAAACGCUGUACACAAGUCAGGUGAGUUGAGACAUGGUGCACCUGUACUGUUGGGGAGACGGCUCCAGUGGGCAGUUCGGUCCUCAGGAAGCACUCAGCCCGGCUUCAUGGGCUGUCCCCGGGGUUAUAACCAGCAUCUGCUGCGGGGAACAGUGCACUUUAUUCCUCACUCGGAAUGGAGGCGUUUUAUCAUGUGGAAACAACGCACAGGGACAACUUGGACUAAAGAAACUUAAAGAUGGAAAGAAGCCAGGUCGUGUGGAGGGGCUGGGUAAUGUGGUGUCGAUAGCUUGUGGUCGGGACCACUGUCUGGCUGUGUGUGCAUCUGGACAGGUGUUCUCCUGGGGGGCAGGAGAAGAUGGACAGCGAGGUAUUUUACCAAAUCUACAGACAAGAGGCAACAGACCAAGUCGGGUGCCGAUUCCACUGCAAAUAGCAGUGAUUCAAGUUGCUUGUGGGAACUCCCACUCUCUGGCACUGACUAAAGGAGGGGAUGUCUUCUCGUGGGGAUUGAACAGUCAUGGUCAGCUGGGUCUGGGGAAAGAAGUUAGCCUGCAGUAUGUACCAGAACUGGUCUGCGCUCUGACCGGCGUAGCGGUGACCCAGAUUUCAGCCGGAGCGACCCACACUCUGUUCCUCACACUCCCGGGCCUGGUGUACUGCUGUGGGGCCAAUAAAUCUGGCCAGCUGGGGCUCAACAGGGUGGACGAAAAGGGCAGGUUCAACAUCUGUAUGGUGCCCGCCCUCAGACCUCGAGGUGUCUCCUUCAUAAGCUGUGGAGAGGCACACUCUGCUGUGUUAACACAGGAUGGGGAGGUUCUCACUUUUGGAGAGGGACGCUACGGUCAGCUGGGUCACAACUCCUCCGCUGAUGAAGUGAUACCCAGACUGGUCGACAGUCUUGACGGACCCGCCUCUCAGAUUUCAUGUGGCAGACGUCACACUCUGGUGUUGGGCUCCGCUGGCCAGCUGUGGGCUUUUGGCAAUGGAGCCAAAGGUCAAAUUGGGAGUGGAAGGUCAGAGGACAGUUUGACUCCCACUCUGGUAGAGUUCCCAUGGACCACUGACAGUGCAACCGCCAUACCCAACGACUUGAAAAUAUCAGCCGGGUGGAACACAAGCUUCACUUACUCUUCGCCUACACAGAGCUUGGACCGGGGACAGAUAACUGGGCGUCUUGAUGAAACCAAACUGCAAAGAUGGCUGUCAAUGAAACAUGGCAGCCCAGAGGCAAAGAGAGAAAUAUCUUCGAUGUUUCUGACGAGUUCAAGUCUUGUUGCAAGUUUCACAAAGUCUCACGGGCCUCCAUCUGAAGCAGACGUCUUAACUGUGGACCUUGAAGCUGCCGGCAAAGCUUUCGAUCAGCUGCUGGCAAUACCCUGGAUCAAACAAUCAGUCAACCUUACAAACCUGAUUGACUUGCUUUGUGCAUCAACAACUGCCCUAAAAUCACCAGAGAUCCUCUUGAUUCUGCUGACGUGUCCCCAUCUCCAAGAGGAGGCUCAUGCCAUGUACGGGGUGUUGCCGUUGGCCAUCAUUAUUGCAAAGCUGCAUGACAAGACUCUGGAAACACUAAGACGCCGGUGGUCUUCCCUGACACCCGCCGUACUGAUGAGGCACAUCUUGGUGUUCAGAAAUGCUCUGGCCUUCCUGCUAAGGAAUGGCCUCUUGGAAACUCACAACCCGGGAGUCAAAUACCUGCUGGAAGCCCUCAAGCUACUCUACAGAGCAAACAAAGCUGGAAAGUCUUAUAAAGUCCCACUGAGCACCUUUUAUGUGGAGGAAAUCGGUACAAGUGUGGCGGCAUACGGUGACAUCAUUCUUUGGAAAACAUAUUCUAAUGUCGAGGAUGACGUCAGCACACCAGCCAUUUUCUGCCGCUACCCAUUCCUGUUGAACCUGGUUUGCAAAGUGGGGAUCUUUAACACCUUUGCAUCCAUAGAGAAGUGUCCUGAUUUGCGGGUGGAUCACCAAUUGGACGCCGCCGCCCCGGUCUUCCUGCUAACUCUGAGACGAACUCACCUGGUCGAGGACACCUUCAGACACCUCAGGGCAGCCGACCACUGCGCCUUCAAAAGGAAGCUUUUGGUGCAAUUUGUAGACAAGCGGAAAUUGACGAACGUCAACGAAAGAGACUUCUUCCUGCAUGUGUUUGAUGAGCUGAUGGCUCCUGAGUCUGAAUUGUUUAUGUUCAAUGAGAGCAAGACUCUGGCUUGGUUCCCUCCCAGGCCAAAGGUGGAGGCGAAGACUUACUUCCUGUUUGGCGUUCUGUGUGGCCUGGGUCUUUACAACCACAACAUUGUCUACAUGCCCUUCCCUCUGGUCCUCUUCAAGAAGCUGCUGAGAGUCAAACCCUCACUGGACGACAUGAAGGAGUUUGAACCUGUCAUGGCCGAGUCUUGGCGGUGCAUUUUGGAGGACUACACCCCUGAUUUAGUCCAAAGCCUGGAGACUCCUUUCACUGCGGCCUGGGGCGGGGAGGAAGUUGAGCUUGAUCCGACAGAAACUGGAAAACUGGUCACAGCGUCGAACAAAAAAGAGUUUGUAGACGCCUUCAUCAACUAUGCCUUCAACAAAUCAGUGGAGGGAGUGUUUGAAGCUUUUAAGAAGGGCUUCUUCAAGGUGUGUGACAUCGACGUGGUGGAGUUCUUCCAGCCCGAGGAGUUGCAAGCAGUGAUGGUGGGCCAAGAAAACUAUGAGUGGGAGUUGUUCAAGAAGAACACCAUUUAUGAAGGAGAAUACCAUGACGAGCAUCCAAACAUCGUGACCUUCUGGGAGGUGUUUAAGAAUCUGACACCAGAGGAAAAGAAACAGUUCCUUCUGUUCCUCACAGGCUGCAACCGGGUGCCCUUCCAUGGCAUGGAGUGCAUCAAGAUGAAGGUUGCGGUCUUGCCCAACGCCACUGAGAUCCAUUUGCCAGAAUCCCUCACCUGUCAUUAUCUGUUAUUGCUGCCCAUCUACCAGCGAUACCCAGUUGAGAGGACAAUGCGGACCAGGCUUCUGAAGGCUAUUAAGCACAACAGAGGCUUCUGGAAGAAAGUGAAAGUGACAGAAUGAAGUCUUCGUCAUUCAACUCUCCGUAGUCAAAUCCUGUAUUGAGCAUUAUUUAACUGUUACAAAGAAUUAUAACCAGCAUUGCCACAUAUUCAUUUAGCUUUAG
Messenger RNA from Cyclopterus lumpus (lumpfish), 3171 nucleotides. RefSeq names its product probable E3 ubiquitin-protein ligase HERC6. NCBI's taxonomy places the organism in Eukaryota, Metazoa, Chordata, Actinopteri, Perciformes, Cyclopteridae. The record is from RefSeq and is a predicted model, not a curated record. Gene Ontology annotation, molecular function: ubiquitin-protein transferase activity. The transcript has 23 exons. The coding region runs from base 45 to 3068 and encodes 1007 amino acids.